Molossus molossus (Pallas's mastiff bat) is the source of this 1344-nucleotide messenger RNA. RefSeq lists its product as uncharacterized. The record is from RefSeq and is a predicted model, not a curated record. Bases 157 to 1344 code for a protein of 395 amino acids. The transcript is spliced from 9 exons. NCBI's taxonomy places the organism in Eukaryota, Metazoa, Chordata, Mammalia, Chiroptera, Molossidae. Gene Ontology annotation, cellular component: cytoplasm.
AGGAAUUGAACUGGUGACCUCUGGGUGCAUGGGUUGACAUUCAACCACUGAGCCACACCAGUCGGCCCAUGUUACCCACUUUUGAAGAAAUACAUACCCACCUUCAGCAAGAGAGAAACAGCUUCCCUCAACUCACCCUCUUUAUUCCUUACAGAGAUGUCUAGACUUAGGGUAGGUUCCACAGAUAGUGUUAAUGAAGACUUCAAAACGUAUAUCUUAAAAAAGAACGUCAAGAAAUUUUUGAAGGAACUCCAAGUUGCUGGCCAGUUAUCAGAAGAUGAUAUCGAACAAACCCUCAAAUUACUGGAAUUCAAAAUCUUAAAUAAUAAAUUGGCGCCUCCACUGUGCCAGAAGAUGACAAAUGUCAUUGUCAACUACCUGAGGACAAUGAAGCCAAAGGGAGAACUGGAGAAGAUAUGCACUGCGGUCCUAAUGGCUCUGGGGUCCCAGUCUCCAGAAAUGAUCAUUGCCAAGCUAUGGGAAAGACCGCACAUGUACAGUCUGCCCCCAGGGAGCCUCCUGGUUGCAGUGGGGAAGCUCCUCGUUUCCCAAGAUGCUGCUUUCUACAUUGGUUCCAUAUGGAACUCUAUCCUGCACUUUCUGAGGAUGGUCCAAGAGGAGGAUGACAUGUUGGCAAUAUGUAAAGUACUCUACGGAUUGGUCAGCAUUUCCCAGAAGCAUCUGGGUGAUGAUAAAGCAAUGGGCAUCACUCAAAAGGAAUUGUCCAUCAAGGCCUACCAAACUUUCCGGGUCCUCUUCAACCGUUGGCCUUUGAAGAGCAAGGACAAGGUGACAGAGCAGGUUCUGGUGAUAUUUGGCCAUCUCUUCUUCCUCAUACCAUCAUCCAAACUCAAGAAUCAAGUGAACCGGUUAACCCGAUGGUUAAUGACUUUGAUGUCCACAGAAGUGACAUCUUUCUACAUUUCCCAGUGUAUCUACCAGUUCGUGACUGCUCUGGCUGUCAACGACUGCGGAGGUAGAAACUUGGAAUCCCAGCUGGAAAACAUUUCAGGCAUGCUGUUUGACCAGCUGAGUAAAGAAGUCAACCAAUCAGGUCCUUACUCUGGAGAGAACUUCAGCUUCACCAUGAAGGCGUUCUUCAUCCUGACCAGGUUAUACAAGGAUCAGCUGAUAUUCUUAAUACGGAAGACCAUGGAGUCCAGUGAUACAGCCAAGAUAGUAUCAGCCCUUCAAGUGUUCAGGAAUGUGUUUCAGGAAGGUGAGUGGGAAUUGAGCCUGGUUUUAGGGAUCUCCUUUCUCAUAAGAUCUUCUUUCUCUGGGAAACAGUCCCAUAGAGUAGCUAAAAGCAGUUUUAAACUCAAUGGGUUCAAAUCUUGGCUUUGA